UCAUUCGUUGCAGCAGCUGGUUCGCUCUAGAUUUUCUCGUCGGAACAUCCAGCAAAUCGAUCGUCGCCGCGUCGCUGCUAUCAAAGCAAAAUUAUCACCAACCCAGCAGCAACAGCAAAACUGUGUUAUCAGGAGAGGCCGAUUCUGCGAGGAGAAGCAGCGAUCGACUUGGACGGGGUUAUAAAAGUGGUCAGCUGGUACGGGACGGAUUUCAUUCGAUUGGCAGAACCGGUGCCGUCUGGAAGUGAUUCCCGGGAGGAAGAAAAGAAGAAGAGUUUGGGAAGCCGAUUUUGGUGCUCCGGAAGUGAUUUGUGUGAUUUGAGCAAGGAAUAUUCUGAAUUCUAACAAAGAUGGAACACGUCAACGGAAGCAGCGAAAAGGAAGUCCGGGUGUGGUGCGACGGAUGCUACGACAUGGUGCACUUUGGCCACGCAAAUUCCCUCCGCCAGGCCAAAGCCCUCGGCCACAAGCUGGUGGUUGGAAUUCACAAUGACGAGGACAUUACCAAGAACAAGGGCCCGCCGGUGUUCACGCAGGAGGAAAGGUACAAAAUGGUGCGCGGAAUAAAGUGGGUCGACGAGGUCGUGGAGGAUGCACCGUACGUGACGACGCUGGAAACCCUGGACAAUAACAACUGCGAUUUCUGCGUGCACGGCGAUGACAUCACGCUGACAGCCGAUGGCGUCGACACCUACCACUUGGUCAAGACCGCGGAACGUUACAAGGAAGUUUCGCGCACGGCCGGAGUCUCGACGACGGACCUCGUUGGUCGGAUGCUGCUGAUGACGCGGAACCACUUCAAACAAGGUGACCAAGAGUAUAGCGUCGAAAAAGAUGAAGCACUGGAAGCUCUUUUCAAGAAAAUUCAAACGAAACUUGACCUCCAAACAGGAUCCUCCAAGCUGGGCCAAGACCACUCGGCGCGUAGCCCCUGGACCGGUUGCUCCCAGUUCCUGCCCACGACGCAGAAGAUUAUCCAGUUUAGCGACGGCAAGGCACCGAAGCCAACGGACAAGAUUGUGUACGUGGCCGGUGCGUUCGACCUGUUCCACGUUGGCCAUUUGGACUUUUUGGAAAAGGCCAAAACGUUCGGCGACUAUCUGAUUGUGGGACUCCACACUGACCCCGUCGUGAACGUAUACAAGGGCGGCAACUAUCCGAUCAUGAACCUGCACGAGCGCGUCCUCAGCGUGCUGGCCUGCAAGUACGUCAACGAGGUCGUCAUUGGUGCGCCCUACUCGGUCACCAAGGACCUGAUGGAGCACUUUAACGUGGAUCUGGUGUGUCACGGGCAGACAACGAUCGCGCCGGACGUGGGCAAUCUGGACCCGUACGCCGUGCCGAAGCAGAUGGGCAAAUUCAUGCUGAUUGACUCUGGCAACCCCAUCACGACCGAGGACAUUGUCGAGCGGAUCAUCCGGCAUCGGCUGGAGUACGAGGCGCGCAACGUCAAGAAGGAGAAGAAGGAGAUUGAGGUGUUUGAGGCCAUGCAGCGGGUGAAGCUGGCGGAAAAGUGCGGUUGACUACCGGCGGACGACUAAGCGCGCCCGCGACUAGGAUGACGACGAUCGCCUGGUGCGCGCCCGAAAAAAACCCGUUACAACAUGCCAGCAACAAGCAACACACCCCCCGCGAGCGCAGCAGAUGAGAGUCAAAUUGUAGACAAAUUGAUUUUAUUUUAUUUACGCGUAGCACAGUCACCCCCCGGAAGAGGUCAGGACUUUUUUUCGAGGCGAGGAUUGUGCUGAAAGGAUUCAAUUGUGCAUAGGUUAUUUUGUUAGUUAUAUUUGUUUUGUGUUUAGUUUUGUAUGCUAUUUUCUGCAUCUUACACAGAGGAAGUUUAUAUUAAUUUAUGUGAGCACGGCGCCGUUUGGCACUGAUCGUGGAGUAACAAAACUUUUAUCUUUUAUAAUAUACACGCAAAAAAUCCCAAAUAUAUCGCUGUAAGAAUCUCGAAACUGCAACCGUUUAUUGAGGAAAAGGAAUUAACCUGUAGGAUGAAGCCAAAGUUGCUAAAACAAACGCUAACCGCUAUGAAUUAUCCUUUGAGUUUCUCCCUAACCUUGCUGUCGCAUUUUUCUUUUAAACUACUUCCGUUCGCAACUUCGACUAAAACAACUUAUUUUGCGCGAACGUGAAGAGUUAUGUUAAACUGGGAAAAAUUCCCCUUGUUUUCAUUUGAGCGAAAACGAGUGAAAUUAAUACCCAAGAAAAGCAAAAAUACAAUUAGAUAAGCUAGAUUUGUGUAUCAGUGUACAGAUUAUUAGAUUAUUAGAAAUCGAGAGAACAAGCAACAUUCAUUCCCGUGGCGAGAAGAGGCAUUACUGGUAAUAUCUCCCGAAAAAAGAGUUUGUGUGAUAUUAGGAGCCGGAGGAACGGGGAAACGGGUUAACGUAACCUAUUUCCCCCUGAAACGGGUAGGUAGAUUCAAAUUGAAGAAAAAAAACAACACAAACACACACAGCCACGGUGUCACACGCGUGCAUAAUCAAAAA
Culex pipiens pallens (northern house mosquito) is the source of this 2495-nucleotide messenger RNA. RefSeq names its product ethanolamine-phosphate cytidylyltransferase (gene Pect). Gene Ontology annotation, biological process: phosphatidylethanolamine biosynthetic process. Lineage: Eukaryota; Metazoa; Arthropoda; Insecta; Diptera; Culicidae. Gene Ontology annotation, molecular function: ethanolamine-phosphate cytidylyltransferase activity. The transcript has 7 exons. The record is from RefSeq and is a predicted model, not a curated record. Gene Ontology annotation, cellular component: cytoplasm. Bases 351 to 1523 code for a protein of 390 amino acids.